Rangifer tarandus platyrhynchus (Svalbard reindeer) is the source of this 300-nucleotide messenger RNA. The record is from the annotation of a GenBank genome assembly. Lineage: Eukaryota; Metazoa; Chordata; Mammalia; Artiodactyla; Cervidae.
AUGCCCAGAGCCGGCACGGCGGGAACACUGCUCACCUGUGGCUGUCUGGGGGGUCCGGACCGCAGCUUCCCAGGGAGCUCCUCCAAGGAAGCACAGCCUUGCAGCUUUUCUGCCGCCACAGAAAACUCCAGCGUGGGCAAAUCGUGUUUCAUUAAACAGUGUUUUUACCUGCUUGCUUUUACAUGGGGAGGACAAGGAGACAGCCAUGAAAACGACAGCUGCCCGGAGCACGCGCUCCGGCCCCGCGUGGCCUCGCCCCGGCCGCCCCCCUGGGACAGCGUGCAUAACGCGCGUCCGUAA